Messenger RNA from Eublepharis macularius, 2913 nucleotides. RefSeq names its product phosphoribosyl transferase domain containing 1 (gene PRTFDC1). The record is from RefSeq and is a predicted model, not a curated record. Gene Ontology annotation, biological process: purine ribonucleoside salvage. Gene Ontology annotation, molecular function: hypoxanthine phosphoribosyltransferase activity. Lineage: Eukaryota; Metazoa; Chordata; Lepidosauria; Squamata; Eublepharidae. Bases 139 to 840 code for a protein of 233 amino acids. The transcript has 9 exons.
CGCUGGUGGUUGCUCGCAGCCCGCGACAUCCGAUCCGAGAGAAAAGAAGGCCGAGCUGAGCUCCACGCGUUCCCUCCAAAGCUCCGGGUUCCUCCUUCUCGCUGUCCCUCCAAGGCUCUGGCCAGCCCCCUUCGGAAGAUGGCCGGUUUAAGCAGCAAGAUUAGCUCCGCAGAGGCAGCGGCGCCGGGACGCAGCGGCCGAGGGGUCGUGAUUUCCGAUGAUUGGCCAGGAUAUAGUUUGGAUCUAUUUACAUAUCCACAGCACUAUUAUGGGGAUCUUGAUUACGUGCUCAUUCCACACGGGAUCAUUGUGGACAGGAUAGAGCGUUUGGCCAAAGAUAUCAUGCAAGAUAUUGGAUACAAUGACAUUGUGGUUCUCUGUGUACUUAAAGGUGGCUACAAAUUCUGUGCUGACCUUGUGGAACAUAUUAAGAAUCUCAGUAGAAAUUCAGAAAGGUUCAUCUCCAUGAAAGUUGACUUUGUCAGACUGAAAAGUUACUGUAAUGACCAAUCUAUGCAAGAUACGCAAAUAAUCGGAGGAGAGGACUUUUCAGAGCUGACAGGAAAGAAUGUAUUAAUUGUGGAGGAUAUUGUUGGAACUGGAAAGACAAUGAAAGCCCUCCUCAACAAUAUUGAAAAAUACAAGCCCAAAAUGGUUAAGGUAACAAGUUUGUUGCUGAAAAGAACAUCUCAGCCUGAUGGGUACAGACCUGACUAUUAUGGAUUUGAAAUUCCAAAUUUGUUUGUGGUGGGCUACGCCUUAGACUACAACGAGUACUUCAGAGAUCUAAAUCACAUAUGUGUUAUCAAUAACCACGGCAAAGCCAAAUACAGAGUCUAAAGAAGUAAUUGGCCGGGCUGAACUGGAAUUUUGACGGCAUCUUCUGAAGAACAAUUCGCCUGACAUCCAUCUCAUUCAUCUUGGACUAAACAGUGGUAUUUCCUGUGACCAAGCUCCUCGGACUUGGUCAUCAUAGGCCUCAUAAUGCCUCAGUCAGUACAAAACAUCUAGAAAUCAUUAACUUUCAUAUAAUGAGUUUUGUUCUGAAUACAGGGAUAAUAGGUAAGGCAGAGGUAUUUGUUUUUAUCCAUUAACCUAUAAAGCCAGUAACUUUAUGAAUCUGGAAUACAAAUGUGCUUACAGGUUGUUUCACAAGUGUUUCACGGGGCUGUCUUCGGCCUUGGCACACCCUGGCAGUUCACAUUGCUCCUCUCUCAAAUGACAUAUCUGUGCCUUCUUGCUGUCUCUUCCUUCUUUCUGUCCUUUGCCUUUGUUUACAUCUCAAGAAACAAGUGCUUGUGCCAACACACAGGGACUUAAAAGUCUCAGACCAUGACUUCUAUUAAAUUCUGCUACUGAUUACUUAGAAUUUGUACAGUAUUAACAAGCAUAUAACAAAGUAGAAAGCAGGAAACACAUCCUGAGAGAGAGGUAUAAAGGAGCUUUGAGAUUCAAGGCGGUGUGGGGGGGCGCUAUGAAAUUCUGCAGGGGAAGAUAAUGCAUGGAACAUGUGGACAUCAUCUGGUCUAUCAAAGCCUUCUAUCUGGGCCACAUAUAAAUUAGACUACAUCAGUUUUCCACAUGGGGUUCGAUCCAGAACAGAUGUUUCUGUGGUGCAGGGGUUUCUGCUGAGUGUGAUUUUCCUGCCUUCCCACUCCCAGGGCAGCCCAAAAUGCCCCCAGAAAUCCUGUUCAUUGGGGAGAGGGGACCUCUCAGGAACAGGAUUGGAGGAGCAUUUCGGGCUGCCACCUGAUUGAAGGGAAGCAGAAAAAUUGUGCUUGCAUCCAUGGAAAUAUUAGUCUGGAUCCAACCCAUAGGUACCAUCUGAGUCCUGAGCUUCCAGUAGCAAAAUAUCAAGCUUUAUUUCAAUGACAGGCCUUAUUGCCUGGAUUUACUUCCCCUUCUCCUCAACUUGCCAUGAUACUAGAAGUGCCUAUCAAAGUGGUUCCUUGUGGUGGAUUGUGGGUUAGCUUGAGACUUAAAAUGUCAGGAUGUGGUUUGCAGGCCCUCUCUUGCAUACUUAUGUUCUUUGUAAACUAAUUGCAGUCAAUAGAUACUAAAAAUGCCUUGGACUCAGCAUUAUAACUCAUCUUACUUGAGGUUCAUUUAUCAUGCAUAUAUUGUUUCCAUAUACUGUUAAUCAUUCUAAGACUACAGUCUUAAAAUACUUCAAAAUAAAUCCCAUUGAACUCAGCGUGAUUUACUUUUCAGAAAACCUGUUUAGGAUUGUGUUUUAAAUCAUCUAUCAUUCUUAGGUAAGCAACUGUCGUUCUAUUAUAAUUUUUAGUGUUGGAAGGGAGAGAGAAGUAGCAUAGAAAAUAUAUAAACCAGAAAGAUCAUUUUGGUUUUGACUGAGCUCUUACCUGCACUUACAGGAUAGCCAAAGUACGUGAAUUUUUAGGGUCCAGAAUUGGUUGAUCUUCACUGAAUGUGAUUGUUGAUGCAUUUCCGACAAACCAAUCAUCUGUUCUUCCAAAACUCUAUGGAACUUCGUUAGAAUACUGAAUAAUGAAUCUUUGCAAGGCACUUUUGAUUGAACUUUUCGAGAGACAAUGGUGUGUCCUGGGUGUACUCGGCUGUGCUUAGUGCUUAAUUGGAACAAAACAAUAGCUGCCGAGCUUUGGUUUCCAAGUUGCACCCUUUAAUUUGUAUACAAUAUAAGAAAGUCACAGAUUUGAUGAGAAACCAAAAGCUGAGAACACACAUUUCCGUAACUCAGACUAACCGUAUACAAAGGUUUGUUUAGAUGGCAUUUAUUUGUUCUUAGAUUUGAUUUUUGUCUUAACGAUCAUGGAUUUUUUUAUACAUGAUUAACAUAUGAAUACAAAUGCAGGAAUGAAUGCUUGGAACAAAGUAUAUUGUAUUCAAAGAUAGGAAACAUUUUAUAAUAAAAUUCUAUAGCAUUGAAAGUGA